AUGGCCCCAAAGAUGGGAUCGAAGGUGCAAUCGCCCGAAAAGAAACCCUCUAAGCAAGUCAAUGGCCAAAUUAGGGGAUCACGAGGGAAACCCGCGGACUAUUCCUCCCACGGCGUUACCGACAACGACAUCUUCAUGCUUCCCAGCUCAGAUUUUCAGUUGUUGGGUCUCCUUACAGUUGUUGCUGCCGUGGUGCGAAUCUUUAGGAUCUAUCAACCAAGCAGCGUUGUCUUCGAUGAAGUCCAGUAUGUUGUGCAAUUCUUUGGAGGUUUCGCCUCGAAAUAUAUCAAAGGUAGAUUCUUUAUGGAUGUACAUCCACCAUUGGCCAAAUUACUCCUCACCCUGGCCGGCUGGUUAGCCGGCUUCGAUGGAGAUUUCGAUUUCAAGGACAUUGGAAAAGAUUACGUUGAGCCUGGCGUACCAUAUGUGGCGAUGCGGAUGUUACCUGCGAUUAUGGGUGUGCUGACCAUACCGACUAUCUUCUUGACUCUGAAGGCAGCUGGCUGCCGAACAACUACGGCUGCGAUGGGCGCUGGGAUGGUCAUAUUUGAGAAUGGACUAGUCACGCAAUCCCGCCUUAUUCUACUUGACUCACCUCUCAUUAUUUUUACUGCUUUUACUGCGCUUGCUUGGACCUGCUUCACCAACCAACAUGAACAAGGACCAUCGAAAGCCUUUGACCCAAGUUGGUGGUUCUGGCUAGUUGCCACAGGGCUUGGACUCGGUGCAACUGUCAGCGUGAAAUGGGUUGGACUCUUUACGAUAGCCUGGGUCGGAAGUUUGACUAUUGUCCAAUUGUGGGUCUUACUCGGCGAUACAAAGACCGUCACUCCACGAAUUUGGUUCAAACACCUGCUUGCUCGGAUCUUCUGUCUGAUCAUUAUACCGCUCACAUUCUAUAUGGCCUUGUUCGCGAUUCAUUUUGUCUGUCUUGUUAACCCGGGUGAUGGCGAUGGUUUUAUGUCGUCCGAGUUCCAGGCCACCCUCAACUCGAAGGCUAUGCAGGAUGUCCCUGUUGAUGUCAUGGUAGGUAGUCGGGUCAGCAUUCGCCAUCACAAUACGCAUGGGGGCUAUUUACACUCCCAUAACUCUAUGUAUCCAGGAGGGAGCAAACAACAGCAAAUCACUCUCUAUCCACAUAAAGAUGAUAACAAUGUCUGGCUAUUGGAAAAUCAAACCCAGCCACUAGAUGUCGCUGGGGAAGAAAUCAAAGGCAUCAAUGCAUGGGACGUAAAUCCCAAGCCAUUGACCGAUGGGACCGUGCUUCGUUUAUAUCACUUUAGUACACACCGACGACUUCAUUCUCACGACGUUCGGCCACCCGUCAGCGAAGCUGAUUGGCAAAAUGAGGUCUCAGCCUAUGGUUACGAAGGCUUUGAAGGCGAUGCAAACGAUCUGUUCCGUCUAGAGAUCGUGAAAUCGAUGUCAGAUGGCGCUCUAGCCAAGGAGAAGGUCCGAACAAUCGAAACAAAAUUCAAGCUUGUGCAUAUCAUGACCGGUUGUUCGCUCUUCUCGCACAAAGUCAAGCUUCCGGACUGGGGCUUCGAUCAGCAGGAGGUCACAUGCGCGAAACAAGGCACCCUUCCCAAUAGCAUUUGGUAUAUCGAGCAGAACGAGCAUCCUUCCCUUGGUUCUGACUCCGAAAAGGUCAACUACAAGCAUCCUGGGUUCUUCGGAAAGUUCUGGGAAUUGCAGAAGGUGAUGUGGACUACUAAUGCAGGGCUCGUUGAGUCUCAUGCCUGGGACUCUCGCCCACCUUCGUGGCCAUGGCUUCGUCGUGGUAUUAACUUCUGGGGCAAAGACCACCGCCAAAUCUAUCUCCUCGGAAAUCCCGUCAUCUGGUGGACAUCUACAGUUGGUAUUGUAAUUUAUGUCGUCUUUAAGGGCCUUUCCGUCCUCAGGUGGCAACGAGGAUUCCAAGACUACGACAACGUCAACUUCAAGCGCUUCGACUACGAGAUUGGCACAACUGUGCUUGGCUGGGCCUUUCACUACUUUCCAUUCUACCUUAUGCAGCGGCAACUUUUCUUACAUCACUACCUGCCCGCUCUAUAUUUCGCUAUCAUGGCCGUCUCCCAAAUCUAUGACUUUGCAGCGAGGAGGAUUGACGGACCAUUCGGGUUCCGGGACACCCCCAUCAUCGGAAGAUCAGGGGCUGUCGCUUUCUUAGCUGCCAGCAUCGUCGCUUUCACCAUUUAUGCACCCCUCUCAUAUGGCAAUCCGUGGACACAAAGUGCUUGCUCAAGCGUUAAACUUAUCGACACGUGGGAUUUUGACUGUAAUACUUUCCACACUAGUCUCGAUCAGUAUGACAUCGUUGCUCCAAGCGGGAGCGCCCAACAGACGCAAGCACCCUCAGUAGCUCAUGAUCAAAAAGCGCAACCCGAAGAGCAGAUGACGCCAAAAGCGAAUCCUGAAGAUGCUCAGAUCAAAAAGGAAGAGAAGAUUGAGUAUCGUGACGAGCAAGGCAACUUGCUUAACGAAGAACAGGUCGCUGCGCUUGAAGGCAAAGUCUCUUUCCAGACUCGCUACGAGACGCGUACUCGGAUUGUGGACGCUGAUGGCAAUGAGAUCGACGAGGGUCCAGCUGGUGGCGACCAAGGUGGGCAAGGCGGGCAUGCUCCACCACAUCCAGACGUGGAGAGGCUACCAUCGACGGGUAAGGACGAGUCGCAGGACGGUGGAAGGGAGAAGCCGGCUACAGCGAGCCCGGAGGAGGAUAUUGGGAAGGAGAGGAGCGUGGAACAAGGCGACAAGGGAAAGCCUAGGCCAGCUAGCGAAGGAUUGGAAGCGACCAGGAAAGACGAGCUAUGA
This is a messenger RNA of Bacidia gigantensis, 2814 nucleotides long. RefSeq lists its product as uncharacterized. Gene Ontology annotation, molecular function: dolichyl-phosphate-mannose-protein mannosyltransferase activity. The transcript has 4 exons. Gene Ontology annotation, biological process: protein O-linked glycosylation via mannose. Bases 1 to 2814 code for a protein of 937 amino acids. Gene Ontology annotation, cellular component: membrane; endoplasmic reticulum. The record is from RefSeq and is a predicted model, not a curated record. Lineage: Eukaryota; Fungi; Ascomycota; Lecanoromycetes; Lecanorales; Ramalinaceae.